Gekko japonicus is the source of this 2085-nucleotide messenger RNA. RefSeq lists its product as uncharacterized. Gene Ontology annotation, biological process: DNA integration. The record is from RefSeq and is a predicted model, not a curated record. The transcript is spliced from 4 exons. Lineage: Eukaryota; Metazoa; Chordata; Lepidosauria; Squamata; Gekkonidae. Gene Ontology annotation, molecular function: nucleic acid binding. Bases 1 to 2085 code for a protein of 694 amino acids.
AUGGCUCCUAAGAAGGGCUCUGGCCACGCUAAAGUCAAGCAGCCAGCCCCCAAGCCUCCUCCCAAAAGACCUGCUCCUACUUUGUCUUCUUCCGAUGAGGAUGAGGAUGAGGUGCAGCAGGCUAUCAUGACUCGCUUGUUGGUAGUGGAACAGACCACAGGAGUGUCUACCCCAGGUGCGAAGCCAGUGGGUGGAGCGCGUGGGCAGAAGAAACAUAAGGUGGAAAAAGAGAUUGACAAACUAGUUGAGCAAGGGGUUUUAGAGCCAGUACCAUACAGCAAAUGGGAGACCCCGAUCGUAACCCCUGUCAAAUCAGAUGGGUCCAUACGACUAUGCGCCGAUUACAAAUGUACGAUUAACAAGGCGCUGCAGCAACAUUCGUACCCGGUCCCGGUAAUAAGCCACAUUUUGGCUUCCCUGGGGGGUGGCAAGAUUUUCGCCAAAUUUGACCUGGCCCAGGCAUACCAGCAGUUGCCUGUCACCCCGGAGGCUGCCGAGGCCCAAACAAUUGUAACCCACCAAGGGGCUUUUAAAGUGAACAGGCUGCAAUUCGGGGUCAACGUAGCACCUGGGAUUUUUCAGGGCCUCAUGGAACGUCUACUAAGGGGGGUACCUGGCACAGUGCCCUAUUUUGACGACGUGCUGAUUGCGGGCGGGUCUGAACAGGAACUACUGGACCGGGUUAAAGAGGUCCUCAGGCGUUUUCAAAAUGCCGGCCUCAGAGUUAAGCGCUCAAAAUGCACGCUCGGGGUGGAAAGUGUGGACUUCCUGGGGUUUCGCAUUGACGCAGAGGGAGUCCACCCCACGGAUGAGAAGGUAUCUGCAAUCCAAAACGCCCCCAGGCCGGUGAGUAAGAAGGAGCUCCAAUCCUUUUUAGGACUCCUGAAUUUUUAUCAUGCGUUUUUACCGCAUAAGGCAUCAGUGGCGGCCCCUUUGCACGCGCUUUUGCACAAGGAGGCAAAAUGGAAGUGGGGGCAGGCCGAGGAAAAGGCUUUUGUGGGAGUCAAGGAGCUGCUGACAUCUAAUGCCGUACUCACGCAUUAUGAUGAACACAAGCUCCUGGUGUUAGCUGCUGACGCUUCACCGUUUGGAGUAGGCGCAGUUUUAAGCCAUCUGAUGCCUGAUGGGAGCGAAGCGCCUAUCGCUUUUUAUUCUAGAUCACUAUCUGCGGCAGAGCGGAACUAUGCCCAGAUAGACAAGGAGGGUCUGGCGUUGGUAGCGGCUGUCAAAAAGUUCCAUGAUUUUAUUUUUGGCAGACGAUUUUUGCUGGUCACUGACCACAAGCCGCUACUGGGGAUUUUUGCGCCCGAUAAGCAAUUGCCAAACAUCAUGUCCCCACGCAUGCUUAGAUGGGCGAUAUUUUUGCAGGCUUAUGAUUUUGACUUAGAGCACCGGAAGGAUAGCGUGCUGUCCCGAGUAUUAAACUGGGUUUGGAGGGGGUGGCCGGUUGGAAGCGUUGAACCGGAGUUCGGCCCUUACAAAAGCCGUCAAAAUGAACUAUCCAUUUCUAAGGGCUGUGUAUUAUGGGGGAACAGGGUGGUGGUUCCUGACAAACUCAGGACGAGAGUGUUAGAGUCGCUGCACGAGGGUCACCCCGGUAUGGUACACACCAAAGCGUUGGCCAGAGGGUAUGUCUGGUGGCCGGGGCUGGACAAAGAGAUCGAAGAAUGGGUACGAGGGUGUCCCAAAUGCCAGCAAGUCAGACCCGAUCCCCCACAAGCUACACCCCAAGGCUGGGAGUCAUCUGGUAAACCCUGGGCCAGAUUGCAUAUAGAUUUUGCUGGCCCUCUCCAAGGGCAAAUGUUCCUAAUUGUGGUGGACGCUAUGUCCAAAUGGCUGGAGGUCGUGCAUAUGAAAUCGACCACAUCACUUGCUGUGAUCCAUGCGCUCCGCCGACUUUUUGCCACCCACGGGUUGCCUGACGUCAUCGUCAGUGACAACGGGCCUCAAUUUGUGUCUGAGGAAUUUAGGCUCUUCCUCACGAGUAAUGGCAUACGCCAAAUGACUUCGGCCCCUUUCCAUCCGGCAUCUAAUGGCCAAGCCGAACGGAUGGUGCAGACCCAAUCAGAGGAAGCAAGUACUUAA